This is a messenger RNA of Mollisia scopiformis, 1521 nucleotides long. RefSeq names its product ribonuclease III. Gene Ontology annotation, biological process: primary miRNA processing; rRNA processing; regulation of gene expression. The record is from RefSeq and is a predicted model, not a curated record. The transcript has 2 exons. Gene Ontology annotation, molecular function: double-stranded RNA binding; ribonuclease III activity. Gene Ontology annotation, cellular component: nucleus. The coding region runs from base 36 to 1370 and encodes 444 amino acids. Lineage: Eukaryota; Fungi; Ascomycota; Leotiomycetes; Helotiales; Mollisiaceae.
CGAUUUCCUAUCAUAAUUGCAAGUAUCGAUACAAGAUGCAGAAGUUAUUCAACAAGGCUAAACGAAAGCAUCAAGAGAGCCCUGGCUCUGGUGAACGAAGCUCAAAGCACAAAAAACAUAAGAAUUCCCACGAGCGAGAGAAUCCCUUUGCCAAAUCUUAUGAAAAGACUAGUGUGGAUAUUCCCCUCAGGGCGAACAGCUUCGACCAAGGACGCAAAGGGCAGAAGAUCGCAAAUUUGAUCCGUGCCUUAAACGAGGCUUUGGACGAAGAUGGCAUGGACGAAACUUUGGAACUAAUUGGGGAAGAGAAUCUCAACAGAUGUAUAGAUUUGAGGACCAAUUUGAAGGAGACGAAACUAGAGACAGACGCAUCUGCCGUCAUAUCACCUCCAGCUUCGCAGCCUCAACGAAUGUCAAUGUCACAUGACUAUCAGAAUAUCCCGAAGACCUUGUCCGUCUUGAAUCUAACACCUUGGAAAUCGUCUACAAUACCUACAACAUUGCCUCCAGCACCUAAAAUUCUUGAUCCGACUCUUGAGCUGUCCGCGUUCACACACAUUGGUUGUAGUGCCGGCAAGCCAUCAGACCUCAGCUACGAGCGACUCGAAUGGAUAGGCGACGCUUAUAUCCAACUCACAGCAACUCUCCUCAUCGCUCAAACGUUUCCAUCGUCCAACCCGGGAGAUUGUUCUCGGUUCCGAGAAAAACUGGUCAAGAACGUUACACUGGCCAACUACUCGCAUCAAUACGGCUUUGACAAACGGGCUAUCUUACCAGAGCACAUGUCGGCAGGCCAUGAAAAAACAAAAAUAAUGGGCGACAUUUUCGAAGCUUAUGUGGCCGGUGUCAUAUUGUCAGAUCCAGAAAAUGGGGUGAUGCGGGCUACAGACUGGCUGAAAGAAAUAUGGGGCCGGACAAUCGCAAAGGACAUCAUCAAUGAAGAGAGAAAUGGCAUGAAGUUCGACAGCCCUUUAUGGCGACUUCGAGGAAAUGUGGAUCCAGUUCAGGAUAUCAAAUCGGCGGAGAGAGUAAUACUGAACCCCAAAGAAGUAUUGCAGAAAAUGCUUGGGUCGAAGGGCAUCAAGAUCACAUACCGAGAUGCAGCACCUGAGCGAAAGUCCAGAGAGACGAACCUCGCAGAGUUCACGGUAGGAGUGUACCUCGAUGGUUGGGGUGAGAAAGACAGAAUGCUAGGCAUUGGGAAGGGAAAGGGCAAGAAAGAAGCUGGAUUCAAGGCUGCGGAGCAGGCAAUGGAAAAUAAGAAGCUGAUGAAGGUAUACACUGACAGGAAGAAGAUCUUCGAUGCACAAAUGGAGUUGGAGAAGAAGGCUUUGGAAGAGCAGCAAGAAAGUACAUCAACCUCUGUCUGAGAUUGUUUUUUGUAGUUAGAUGAUACCCUCAAAAUUGUCCGAUUUGUUUGUAGGAUGAGCAAUAAAUUGUCACUGGUCUUAGGCCGAAUAUGUAAAGCAUAAAAUGGUGGUAUUCAGGCAAGCUAUAUAAGAAUUCCAAAAUCGAAUUCAG